GUUAAAAAUUGUAUAUAAUAUAUGUAAGGACAUUUUCAGGACGUGUGUUCAUCUUAUAAUUUUUGUUUUGGGCCAAAAUUGUUAUGGUUUCAUUUAUAAAAAGUGCAGUUAAUCAGCGCCAUGGGAGCAUCGAGAGUUAAGCCCUUCUCUGACGCGGAGUGCAAAGCCAUGAAGAGGUUCAUGAGGAGUUACAGGAAGAACCAUGCCGACCUAGACGAAGACGAGGUGAAGAGGUCAGGAGAAAAUGCCUGGGGAAAGCUUAUGCCCCAUCAAAAAAAGCAUUUUGAAGUGAGACCCAAAGAAAUCUCCGUAAAUAGAGUAUUGCCCGCCACCAGAAAAAAGCCUGAUAAGCAGAAGAAAUCAGUGCCCGGUUGGCGUUAUCAUGUCAGGAAAAGAACAAUGUUCAGGCCUAAAAAUAAUCUUUCGAGUCCUGUAAUGAGCGGCGCCUUCAUAGGAUUUCUGCGCGAGUACCAUAGAAGAAACGCCAGCUUAGACGUAAAGAAAAGGCUGCAAAGAGCAGCCAAGAUGUGGUCAAAACUCACGGAAGCUCAAAAAAGCAAAUUUCGAAUGAUGGGAGAGAGGAAAAGAAGGAAGUAGCAGAAUUCAACGGGUUGUUAUUAACACUUGUAAAUGAAGAAUUAACAAUAAAUUAUCUUAUAAGCA
Molecule: messenger RNA, 663 nt
Organism: Drosophila erecta
Lineage: Eukaryota; Metazoa; Arthropoda; Insecta; Diptera; Drosophilidae
Exons: 3
Coding region: 121-597 (158 amino acids)
Biological process (GO): sperm DNA condensation; spermatogenesis
Source: RefSeq, a predicted model, not a curated record